Molecule: messenger RNA, 957 nt
Organism: Fonsecaea nubica
Lineage: Eukaryota; Fungi; Ascomycota; Eurotiomycetes; Chaetothyriales; Herpotrichiellaceae
Exons: 2
Coding region: 1-957 (318 amino acids)
Biological process (GO): thiosulfate transport; phosphate ion transmembrane transport; oxaloacetate transport
Molecular function (GO): oxaloacetate transmembrane transporter activity; malate transmembrane transporter activity; antiporter activity
Source: RefSeq, a predicted model, not a curated record
AUGGCCGAAACUGCUCCAACCGUUGACACAACCACUAGGCACAAUGUCGAAGCUGUGCCGAAGCAGCGGAAAGCUGCAGCAGCGAUCCAUUAUCCCUUCUGGUUCGGUGGAAGUGCGGCUUCAAUGGCUGCGGUAGUCACUCAUCCUCUGGACCUGGUCAAGGUCCGCCUACAAACCCGCCCUCCCAAUGCGCCCAAAACCACGCUCGGCACCUUCGCGUAUGUUUUCCGCAAUCAAGGGCUGUUAGGUCUAUACUCCGGUCUCUCAGCCGCUCUGCUUCGGCAAAUGACUUACUCGACCGUUCGAUUUGGCGUGUACGAAGACCUGAAGUCUCGAUUCGCCGUGCAGCCCACAGCUGAAAAUCCUAAGCCACAACAGCCUCUACUCAAUCUCAUUCUCAUGUCGUCGACCGCGGGACUCUUGGGCGGAAUAGCUGGCAAUCCCGGGGACGUACUCAACGUACGAAUGCAAUCCGACUUCACCAAGCCUCCCGAACUUCAACGAAACUACAAGCAUGCGCUCGACGGCCUACUACGAAUGAUCCGCGAAGAGGGGCCCAUGUCGAUAUUUCGCGGCGUGACCGCGAAUUCUACUAGAGCAUUACUCAUGAACGCCGCGCAGCUGGCGAGCUACGACGGGUUCAAAUCCGCGUUUAUAAACACUUUUGGAAUGGCCGACACGCUCAGCACGCACUUUUGCGCCUCGUUAGCGGCAGGUUUCGUCGCGACCACCACGUGCUCGCCCGUUGAUGUGAUCAAAACACGGGUCAUGUCCGCAGGGGGGAAGAUGGGCAUAUUCGAAAUCCUGACGCAGGCCAGCCAGAAGGAAGGCCUCCUGUGGAUGUUCCGCGGAUGGGUCCCGAGCUUUAUGCGCCUGGGCCCGCAGACGAUAUGUACAAUGGUUUUCUUCGAGCAGCACAAGAAAUGGUACCGGCACUUCAAAGGCAUUGAAGAAUAA